AUGUAUAAUUUCUUUGCAAUGGUCGAUUUUCACAGACAGAUAGAUGGUGUGGCGAUGGGCUCACCACUUGACGCGUUUCCCGCAAAUGCUUUUAUUGGUAAGAUCGAAAAAACGAGUCUAAGGGAAACCAUCAAAGACCUUGCAUUUUACGGUCGAUAUGUGGAUACCAUCUUCUGUGUGACCGACUAUAACGCUGACAAUGACGCUCUGGUCGCGGAGUUUAACAACGCACAUCCAUCCCUCAAUUUUGCUGCAGAGACUGAGGUAGACGAUGAAAUUGCGUUCCUUGAUGUCCAUUUGCGAAGGCAAGAUGAUAACCCUAUCCUUCGUGGGGCAUUCCAAAAGAAAACCUGGACGGGACAAUACACUAAUUUUUACAGUUUUUUCCACCUAAAUAUAAAACGAAAUCCACUCCAGGGAUUGGCAGCCAGAGUACGACGAAUCUGCACUCCUGAAACUGUCGAGGCAAAACUUCAACAGCUGCAGCGCACACUUAUUGAAAAUGGAUUCCUGGAGAGGUUCACACUCAGGAAUAUUGGCGAGCGCACCAGAAGCCUGAUACCUUAA
Messenger RNA from Dibothriocephalus latus, 567 nucleotides. NCBI's taxonomy places the organism in Eukaryota, Metazoa, Platyhelminthes, Cestoda, Diphyllobothriidea, Diphyllobothriidae. The record is from the annotation of a GenBank genome assembly.